Molecule: messenger RNA, 981 nt
Organism: Abrus precatorius (Indian licorice)
Lineage: Eukaryota; Viridiplantae; Streptophyta; Magnoliopsida; Fabales; Fabaceae
Product: protein FAR-RED IMPAIRED RESPONSE 1-like
Exons: 2
Coding region: 1-981 (326 amino acids)
Biological process (GO): regulation of DNA-templated transcription
Molecular function (GO): zinc ion binding
Source: RefSeq, a predicted model, not a curated record
AUGAAACCUGGUAUUGGCAUCAAACAAUUCUUUGCUCACUUUGAACGAGUUGUUGAAGACAAGCGUUACAAUGAGCUGAAACAUGAGUAUGACUCUCGCCAUAAGCUACCCAUGUUGCGGUAUGAGGUUUCACCAAUCUUAAUACAAAUGGCCAAGGUUUACACACAUACAAUAUUUAACUUAUUCCAACACCAGUUUGCUCAAUUCUUAGCUUGUAGCAUAUCACAAAGGAUUGAAACUCCUUCUUUGAUUGAAUAUGUGAUUACUAAAGUCCAUCAACAAAGAUCAUGGACAGUUACAUUUGAACCUUCCUCAAGCACUAUAUAUUGCUCUUGUAAGAAGUUUGAAAUAUUUGGCAUACUUUGUUGUCAUGCAUUGAAAGUGUUUGAAACCAAUGAUGUGAAAAUUAUCCUUGAUAAAUACAUACUGAAGAGAUGGACAACACAUGGUCGUAGUGGGAUUAUUCAUAAUGUCAAAGGAACAGAGGUAGAAGGAGAUCCUAAACUUAGUACCACACGUCAAUACCGUCACCUAGCAAGUAAAAUGAUUAGGUUGGCCUGUGAUGUUUCUACUUCAGAAGAAUAUUGUCAGCUAGUUGAUGACAAUAUUAACAACUUAAUUAGCAAAAUCACAAAGCUUCGAUUGCAAACAAACAGUCUUACGGAUAAAGAUAAAGAUGAUGCACAAAUGUUGGCCAAUAAUAAUGGUACACAACCUAAGGGAUUCAAGCUUCGACCAAGCACUAAGAGGAAAGGGAAUAAACGUUUCAAAAGUUGGGUUAAGCUACAAGCAAAUAGAAAGAAGAGCAGAACUCCAAUUUUAGAUCAAUCAGCAUCUCAGGAAUAUCAACCAAUAGUUUGUGAUCCAGUUGAAGUACAUUGUUCAGCACCUCCAACUUAUGAUCCCCCUCACACAUUACUUAAGUUUCACAAAUUUGUUGAGAGUAAUUUUCAGCUCAACUUUACAUUGUCUAAUCAUUGA